This is a messenger RNA of Andrographis paniculata, 996 nucleotides long. Its product is annotated as transcription factor SRM1-like. Gene Ontology annotation, molecular function: DNA binding. The record is from RefSeq and is a predicted model, not a curated record. NCBI's taxonomy places the organism in Eukaryota, Viridiplantae, Streptophyta, Magnoliopsida, Lamiales, Acanthaceae. Bases 131 to 769 code for a protein of 212 amino acids. The transcript has 2 exons.
ACACCAUACCGUACCAUACCAUACCAGUCUGUAUAAGAAAGAAACGACCAUUUUCAAGAAAUCCCCAAUUCCUCUCAAAUCCCUCUUUUCCCAAAACCCCCAAACCCCCAAAUCAGACAAAUUCCCUCCCAUGGAAAUGUACGCCAUCGACGCCGCCGAUCGCUGGAUGCCGAUGACCGAUUCCGCCGCCUGGAGCCGACAGGAGGACAAAAUCUUCGAGCAAGCUUUGGUCGAAUUUCCCGAAGGUCUCGACGACCGCUGGCGUCGAAUUGCCGAAUUCCUCCCCGACAAAUCACCCGAAGACAUCAGAGCGCAUUACGAAGCUCUCGUUUACGACAUCGCCGAGAUUGAUUCGGGCCGGGUCGAGCUCCCGACCUAUUCCGAUGUGUCGACGCCGCGCAGCCCCAAUAGCUCCGCCCAGAUAUCCUUUGGAUCGCCUAACUCCAUCAAUCGCAGCCGCGAAGCUGAGCGGAAAAAGGGAACUCCGUGGACGGAAGACGAACAUAGAUUGUUCUUAAUUGGACUUGAUAGGUACGGGAAAGGCGAUUGGAGAAGCAUUUCUCGGAAUGUAGUGGUGACGAGGACUCCGACUCAAGUUGCUAGCCAUGCCCAGAAAUAUUUUCUGCGGCACACAUCGGGUAAGAAGGAGAGGAAACGGUCGAGCAUUCACGACAUCACGACUGCCAUGGACAGCUUGCCCAUGCCGGCUCCAACCAAUCUCCCCGCCCACGGAGAUUUCGAAGGCUGUAGCUUCUCCAUGCCAAGAUAAGUUGCCUUCUUUGUAGAUACAUGCAUAGAUACAUAUACAUAUACAAAUACACAAUAUAUAAUAUACAUGUAUGUAAGUGUGAUAGAAUGUGAUUUCUAGAGAGAGAGGGCGUUGGAUUUGUAUUGUGUUGUGUUUAGAGUGUGGUGUUGUUGAUAGAUUGCGAGUUUAGGGAAACCUCAAUUGGUGGUACACAGAUUGUAGCUGUAGAUAAUUAAUAAGUUCUACCA